This is a messenger RNA of Cololabis saira (Pacific saury), 1945 nucleotides long. It is a transcript of the gene chga, whose product is annotated as chromogranin A. Bases 186 to 1313 code for a protein of 375 amino acids. Gene Ontology annotation, cellular component: chromaffin granule. Gene Ontology annotation, biological process: negative regulation of insulin secretion; defense response to bacterium; negative regulation of catecholamine secretion. The transcript has 8 exons. The record is from RefSeq and is a predicted model, not a curated record. NCBI's taxonomy places the organism in Eukaryota, Metazoa, Chordata, Actinopteri, Beloniformes, Belonidae.
GAGGAGCGAGGCUGCCAUCUCACAGAUGCUGCAGAAAAUACAGCUCUCCAGAAAUACCGAAAGGCGGCUAAGUUUUGUUCAGAAUGCGUGCGUAAACCACCAUUAGUGAAGAAAUCCAACCUUCUGAUAUAAGCUUAGCUAUUUUUGUUUUAUUCCUGGAGAGCUUAAUACGCUUGGUUUCCAACAUGAUCGCCAGAGGACUUUUCGUUCUGACUGUUUUGUCCAACUGCGUUCUGUCAUUGCCAAUGACUUCAAGUCAGCUGGAGAAUGAGGACGUAGAGGUGAUGAAAUGCAUUGUGGAGGCCUUGGCUGAUGUGCUUUCGAGACCACACCAUGUGCCUGUCACUCAGGAGUGUUUGGUCACUUUGAAGACAGAUGACAGGCUCGUUACCAUCCUUCGUCAUCAUAACUUUCUGAAGGAGCUGCAGGAGAUCGCACUCCAAGGUGGUCGAGAAGGAGCUCAGCUGCAGAGAGAUGCCGAUGCACCAACCCCGGCAACACAGGUUCUUCACACUGCAGCGGAUGUCGCUGAUCGAUCCAUGUUGGAUGCUUUGGGAGGCCCCGGUGAAAGAUCCAUCCUUUCCCAGAGGAAGAGGACAGGAAAAGCAGAUGGAAGAGAAGAGGAUGAUGAGAGCGCAGGUGACAGCAGAGCAGAAGACGUGCAAGUGAAGAGGGGAAAGUACAAGAGCCGGGGCCAAGUGGAAAAAAGCGAGGGGGAGGCAGAAAGAGAGGAAUACAAUGAGAAACGAGGAAGCUCGGAGGAGAAGUCGGAGCGGGAGAACGAGACCAAAGAUAAGAAAGGUGAUGGUUCGGACGAAAAGAGAGACGCUUCCAGAGGCAGACCAAAAGGGAGAAAGUUUGAGGAAGAAGACAAAGAGGAAAAGGAUAAAAGGUCAACUCUUUUCUCACAAGAACACAGCAGCGAAAAAGCGGUAGAGGAGAAGGACGGGGCGAAAAGAGGGAGCGGUGGGACCAUAAAGCGCUGGACCAAGAGGGCCAAGCCUCUGCAGGUGAAGAAGAAAAUGGUCGAAGAUGCGUCGCAGCUGCACAGCGGCCAGAAGGAGGUGCCUCAUCAUUCGAAAGAGCUCUUGGAGGAAGAUGAGGAGGAAAAGAAGAAAAGAGACCCUCAGAGGAGUCCUGAGGAGAAGGAGCUGCAGAUGAUUGCUCGUAGGUCACCAGAAGUGACGAGGGGGAUGGAGGAAGAAGGGAGUGCCAGCAGAAAGUCAGAGGAGCCUGAGAUUGAAAGCCUCGCGGCCAUUGAGUCGGAGCUGGAAAAUGUCGCCCAGAAACUCCACGAGCUGCGGCGAGGCUGAGAGAGAAAAGAUUCGCCGACACAAGUUUGACACGUCAGUCUUCUUGCCUCCUCGUCCCUUCUCUGCUUCACCAGAUGCCCAGUCUCCACAAAUAGAUUGUGUGAAUGUGUGACAAGGUUGUUGUUUUUCUUAGUUUUUUUGAAUCCCUUGCUAUUUUUCUCGGAGGUGGUCACACUGCUGCAGCCUCUCUAGUGACAUUCUGUCCUUCACAUAGAGUAGCAUACAGUAGAUUGCAGUUAGAUGAACAUACUAACAUGAGUAAUGUAAAUACACAAGUUGCUGUGCAUUCACAUGUGCACAGAACACUGCAAACUCACAGGUGAAUGACUUAGGAAAAAUAUUUGUUCUCUGACAAUCAUCUCUUUGUUUUUGCACAUGUAACCUGUUUGCUUUUCAGAUUCGUUUAACACGGAACAUUGAUUAGUGUGAAAAGUUGAAGUUGUACAGUAACGGCAUGUAUACAUGUACAAAGUUCUUUCUGGAAUCCUCCUACACGUAAAAAUCCAAUCUAUAAGAAGACUAAUCAAAGAAAAGGCAAUAAGUGACCAUUUUUAGAAGAUAAUUGACUCGAUUGUAAUCUAAAACUGUACCGAAUUUAUGUAAUAAAAUAAACAUGUUGAAUCUGGAAAAAA